This is a messenger RNA of Talaromyces proteolyticus, 1632 nucleotides long. RefSeq names its product thiazole biosynthesis enzyme. NCBI's taxonomy places the organism in Eukaryota, Fungi, Ascomycota, Eurotiomycetes, Eurotiales, Trichocomaceae. Gene Ontology annotation, biological process: thiamine biosynthetic process. The transcript is spliced from 3 exons. The coding region runs from base 429 to 1496 and encodes 355 amino acids. The record is from RefSeq and is a predicted model, not a curated record.
UGCAAGGUUAAGGUUAGGCGAGGAAGAGCUGCUAUAUGAACCCCGCAGCUCCCCACCUGCUUUCCUCUCUUUCUUCCCCUCUUCUCUUCUCCCACCACGAACGACAUUUUUAUCAAUUGCUCAUUCAGCUCAUCUCCAAAUUUAACUUCCACCCCACGAUGUAAUUACUAUCUCAUCCUCUCCCAGCCGGGAGAUGGAAAGCCAUGGAAUUCUUUUGCUACUCGCUGGGCUCAAUUGCAUCAGCCUUUGAUCAAGGUACUUACGGUAUAGUCUGUGCAUGAACCGGUGCUCGCAUCCUAUCCAUGUGGUAUCAUCUUCGUGAUGAGAGCGUCCAUCUGCUUGAAGCUGUGGAUGCCUUCCUCUGGCUCUAGGAUCGGGCUGAAAUCAUACGGUCACAACUUGAUCUGGAUAAUACCAGCGAAAGGAUCAUGCUUUCUAUCUUCCCUGACCUUCGGUAUCAGGGAAUGCUAACUGUGUUCAGAAACUCGGACAAGAUGUCUCCUCCAGCAGCUCUCUUCGAUACCUCUGCCACUGCUACCCCUAGCAAUGGCCUCAAGGGUAAGCUUGCCCCUGAGCCGGUCGUUUUGAAUGGCCAGACCCAGCAGGCGCAGCUUUUGGAGGAAUUCGGUGGCAAAUGGGACACUUUCAAGUUUGCUCCUAUUCGCGAGAGCCAGGUCUCCCGUGCCAUGACCCGUCGCUACUUCAGUGACCUGGACAAGUAUGCUGAGAGUGACAUUGUCAUUGUCGGUGCUGGAUCUUGUGGUCUUAGCACAGCCUAUGUUCUCGGCAAAGCUCGUCCGGACUUGAAGAUCGCCAUUAUCGAAGCCAAUGUCUCUCCUGGUGGUGGGGCUUGGCUUGGUGGGCAAUUGUUCUCCGCCAUGGUUAUGCGUAAGCCUGCUGAUGUGUUCCUCAAUGACCUCGGCGUUCCGUACGAGGAGGACGAGUCCAAUCCCAACUACGUCGUAGUCAGGCACGCCGCACUCUUCACCUCUACUUUGCUUUCCAAGGUCCUUUCGUUCCCCAACAUCAAGCUCUUCAACGCCACUAGUGUCGAAGACCUCAUCACCCGUCCCGGCCAGAACGGUAUCCAGGACACUCGUAUUGCUGGUGUUGUCACCAACUGGACCUUGGUCACUAUGCACCACGAUGACCAGUCCUGCAUGGACCCCAACACCAUCAACGCACCUCUUGUCAUCAGCACCACCGGACAUGACGGUCCCUUUGGCGCAUUCUGUGCCAAGCGCCUUGUCUCAAUGACCGCAAUCGAGAAACUCGGUGGUAUGCGCGGUCUGGAUAUGAAUGCUGCGGAAGAUGCGAUUGUCAAAAACACUCGUGAAGUCACCAAGGGCCUUAUUAUCGGUGGCAUGGAACUUUCUGAGAUUGAUGGUUUUAACCGCAUGGGUCCUACCUUCGGAGCUAUGGUUCUUAGCGGCGUCAAGGCUGCUGAGGAGGCCCUCAAGGUUUUCGAGGUCCGCAAGCGCGAGUGUGCAGAGUGAAUGUAUUCCUCUGCGUAGGCAGAUUCAAUAAUUCAAUAUCAGGGAAUACUGUCUUUUUUGAUGAAAUUCUCUCUGAUUACCGUGUUGUUUAGUACUAUCAAUCAAUCAAAUUGAAUACUUGCAAAGAAUAGCAAUU